CGUCAUGAUCGUUGGCUCUUUCCCAUGACAUGCCACUUGACAUACUCUAUUCAUGAUAGACUUGAGAAAUGCUCUGUAACAUUGAGGUUGUACAGAAAAAUUGACCGAUUCAUAUUCUAUGCGCUAGAAUAUAUUGCAUUUGCACGUUUCUAUUGUCUUGUUGGUUAAAUUAGUUUACGCGUCUGUGUGCAUUUGAUUCCAUAGUACUGGGGGACUGGAGUGAGUGAGUAGAAGAAUAAUGAAUACAUUAUAUAGUCUAAAAUAUAAAGAUUCCCUGCGCAUUUUAAUACAUGAUAUAGUCUAAAACAUAGAGAUUCCCUGCGCAUUUAAAUGCAUGCAAACGUCCGUAAUACAAUGACAUAAUAACAUAAGUAAACCACAUAUGAUAUUUCAGAAUGGUCUGAAUUUUGGGGUAGUCUUGCCUGUGACGGAUAGAUGUGAUAGAAACACUGUGAACGAGGACUUCAUUACGGUUCAUGCUUCGUUGCUGUAAGAUUUGGCUACCCGUAAACGCCUCUGCCCUUUCUGUGACGUGCAACGUUUAGCGACGCUGGAAAGCAUUUGAGGAGAGGAACAACACGAGUGGACAUCCUUUCAACUUAGAUUUGACUGCAGGAUCUAAAUCUACCAAGGUAUAUCCACAUGCCAUCAGAGAAACUACUGGGGAAUUAAUUCGCACAAUGACAAGAAAAUCCGAAGUUCUUUCGCCUUAUUACGGUGAACCACGCAAGUUUGACUCAACAUUUAAAGGUCCGAUUCACAACAGAAGCUGCACAGAUGUGCUUUGCUGUGUGAUCUUCAUGCUGGUCAUUAUCGGCUACAUUGCACUUGGAAUUGUGGCCUGGCUUCAUGGAGACCCAAGGAAAGUGGUUUACCCGACAGACAGCUCAGGCCAGUUUUGUGGACAGAAGGGGACUGCUAAUGAAAAGAAACCCAUUCUAUUCUAUUUCAACAUCCUGAAAUGUGCCAACCCUGCUGUUCUGGUGAACCUGCAGUGCCCCACCACACAGAUGUGUAUAUCUAAAUGUCCAGACAGAUUUGCAACGUACGCAGACAUGCAGAUUCAGUACCAACUGGAUGGUAAACACUGGGAAUACUACAAACAAUUCUGCAAGCCAGGAUUCAACAACCCCAGAAAGGCUGUGGCCCAUGUGUUGCGAGAUGAGGACUGUCCAUCAAUGAUAGUGCCAAGCAGACCAUUUCUACAGCGCUGCUUUCCAGACUUCAUUACCAAGAAUGGAACACUAACAAUUGGCAACAGAACCGCCUUCCGAGACUCCCCGGAAAAAGCAAGGACUGUGACCGAACUUAAAGAUGCAGCUAAGGGGCUUACCAAUCUACUUGAUAGCAAAGACGUGGGGAUCAAAAUAGUUGAGGACUACGCCAGGUCCUGGUGCUGGAUCUUAAUAGGUCUGGUCAUCGCACUGGUGGUCAGUCUGAUCUUCAUUCUGUUGCUGCGAUUCACUGCCAGGCUCCUCCUCUGGCUGGUCAUCCUCAGUGUCAUAGCCAUGGUGGCUUAUGGGAUCUGGCACUGUUACAGGGAGCUCUCCCUGCUGAGUGAUCAUCCUGGAGCAGACGUGGCCAUCUCAGACAUCGGCUUUCAGACAGAUCUCCAUGUCUACCUACAGCUCAGGCAGACAUGGCUAGUCUUCUUGAUAUCCCUGGGUGUCAUUGAAUCCUUCGUCGUUGUGACCCUGAUCUUCCUGCGGAACAGGGUCCAGAUUGCCAUCGCCCUACUCCAGGAGGGCAGCAAGGCAAUCAGCUACAUGAUGUCAUCUCUCUUCUACCCCAUCGUCACAUUCUGUCUGCUGGCAGUGUGUAUCUCCUACUGGGCUGUGACCGCCGUCUUUUUAGCCUCAUCUGCAGAACCAGUCUACAAAGUGAUGUCAUCACAGCCUAACUGCUUGUAUGCUAAUCGUACUUGUGACCCAGAGAACUUCAAUAGCACCAACAUUACUCAGUUAUGCCCUGGCUCCCAAUGCACGUUCGCCUUCUAUGGAGGAGAAAAUAUAUACCAUCGCUAUAUCUUUGUCCUGCAGCUGAGCAAUCUUCUCAUUUUCUUGUGGCUGGUAAACUUUACUGUUGCCUUGGGCCAGUGCACUAUUGCUGGAGCCUUUGCCUCAUUCUACUGGGCCCAGAGAAAGCCUGCAGACAUCCCUUCUUGCCCAGUGUUCAGCUCGUUUGCCAGGGCCCUUAGGUAUCAUACAGGGUCACUGGCCUUUGGCUCCCUCAUCUUAGCUGUAGUUCAGUUUGUCCGCAUCAUACUGGAAUAUUUGGAACAGAGACUGAAGGGAGUCAAUAACAUGGUGGCCCGGUUCUUGCUGUGUUGCCUUAAGUGCUGUUUCUGGUGCCUGGAGCGGUUCCUCCGUUUCAUGAACCGCAAUGCUUACAUCAUGAUUGCAAUAUAUGGAACAAACUUCUGCACUUCAGCACGUGACGCUUUCUACCUACUGAUGAGAAAUGUGGUGAGGGUGGCAGUACUAGACAAAGUGACGGACUUUCUUCUCUUCUUGGGAAAAUUUUUAAUAGCAGGGAGUAUGGGUAUCCUUGCUUUCCUUUUCUUCACACAUAAAAUACCCAUCAUUCAAGAAGAAGUACCGGUCUUGAAUUAUUAUUGGAUACCUCUGUUGACGGUGAUAUUGGGAUCCUACUUGAUUGCUCACGGAUUCUUCAGUGUCUAUGGAAUGUGUGUGGACACCCUGUUUCUUUGUUUCUUACUAGACCUAGAGAAGAAUGAUGGCAGUCAAGCACAACCCCUCUACAGCAGCAGCUCUCUCAGGAGGAUCCUACACAAGCGUAUGAAGAAGAGGCAUGGGAAGAACUCUUCACGACUAGAACCUCGUUCUGCAACAUGAAAAUGGCAUCAGACAAACCAGUUAUAUUGGAUUCAAGUCCAAAGUGAACAAAAUUAUUCUUAAUUCUAAAUGCUCACGGAUGCUAUUACACGAAAAGUGUUUAAUAACAAGAUGUUAUUCAUGUAGGCUAUUGCUGCAGAAGCUACUGUUUGCAUGUUUGUUUAUGUGCUGCAAAUCUAUAGCAUCUGUCUGUUUAAAAUGUUUGAAAAUGAUGCAACAACAAUUGUGCAGAAAAUGGAUCACUUUGAAACAUUUCAGAUGGAGUAGGCUGUAUUGUGGCUGAUUUUUGCCUCGCCUACAAUUUAAAAAACGCAAAAUCAAAAAGGGAACCAACUUUUGGUGUUUUGAUGUCAUGUACAAUUGAUACAUUGCCCAGUACUUGUGCCACAUUUUAAAGGCCAUGAUAUAAAUUGGUAAUACACAUUUAAAAAAAUUGCAUCCACAAGGAAUGCAACAUUGUAAUUCCAUGCUAGACUGACAGAUUACCUAUUGUACACUUCUAAUACACAUAACACCUUAACUCACACACUUAUAAUAAUAUAUAUGGUUGACAAUGGUGUCAUGGUCGGUGUGAUGAUGAACUCUACUCAUAUCAUGUCUUUCACAUGGAUUUUCAUAAUGUUAUAAUAUUAUUUUAUUAUUAUUUACUUAUUUCCCAUUCAUCUAAUAAAUAUCAUAUUUACUUGA
Messenger RNA from Clupea harengus (Atlantic herring), 3542 nucleotides. It is a transcript of the gene slc44a5a, whose product is annotated as solute carrier family 44 member 5a. Gene Ontology annotation, biological process: transmembrane transport. Gene Ontology annotation, cellular component: membrane. NCBI's taxonomy places the organism in Eukaryota, Metazoa, Chordata, Actinopteri, Clupeiformes, Clupeidae. Bases 681 to 2855 code for a protein of 724 amino acids. Gene Ontology annotation, molecular function: transmembrane transporter activity. The record is from RefSeq and is a predicted model, not a curated record. The transcript is spliced from 22 exons.